This is a messenger RNA of Kwoniella shivajii, 678 nucleotides long. RefSeq lists its product as uncharacterized. The transcript is spliced from 3 exons. The coding region runs from base 1 to 678 and encodes 225 amino acids. Lineage: Eukaryota; Fungi; Basidiomycota; Tremellomycetes; Tremellales; Cryptococcaceae. The record is from RefSeq and is a predicted model, not a curated record.
AUGACUGCUCCACUACCGGCCGAUGUCGUACCCACCGUAUCCGAAGCACGUUUCGUAUUUGAUUUCCUCACAGCUAAUGUAAAAGCAGGCUGGAAAAGCGAGAUUCGAUACACUGGAAGAGUUCCUUCCGCGGGUCACAGAAGUGCGCUGUUUGUCAAAUACAAGCUUUUCGAGGAUGACGGGGUGAGCUGGAGAUUGAGAGGUUGUAUGGGAACCUUUGAGCCCUUCGAAUUGGAAGAAGGACUCGCUAAAUGGGCUGUGAUAAGUGGGUCUGAAGAUCCUCGAUGGUCUCCUAUCACCGCUGAGGAACUACCCAACAUCGAAUGCACUGUCUCCUUCUUGAGUCCUUUCGAGGACUGCCGAGACUACCUAGAUUGGGAUAUAGGGGACCAUGGAUUUCGAAUAUUCCUUCCGGAAGAAUGUAAACCCGAUCCAAAUCAUCCUGAGCCAGCUUUGAUUCCACCUUCGAAUCCUCUAUCGGCGACUUAUCUACCUGAAAUCGCUGUAGAACAUGGGUGGACAAAAACCGAGGCGAUCGAUUCGGCUUGCUGGAAAUCAGGAUAUAGAGGUGUCAUUGACGAGAAUUUGAGGAAGAGGCUUGUUUGCAAGAAAUAUUCCACAAAGAAGUUCACCCUCAACUACUCGGAAUAUCUCGAGCUUAUGAAAGAUUCCACGUAA